Dentiscutata erythropus is the source of this 234-nucleotide messenger RNA. The record is from the annotation of a GenBank genome assembly. Lineage: Eukaryota; Fungi; Glomeromycota; Glomeromycetes; Diversisporales; Gigasporaceae.
CCAGUAAUUACAAUGUCAACUUCAUCUACACUUUAUUAUAUUGAAGAUUAUGAACUAGUCUCUGCUUACUUAACUAAGCCUAAAGAUUAUGAACCAGAGCCUACUUACUUAGAUAGACCAGUUUAUUUACCAGUCUAUUCAAAUAGACAUAAAGAAUAUAAAGCAACACCUACUUGCCAGAAUAAACCUGAAGUUGAUGAAAUAUAUCAAGCUAGUAACAGAUAUACAAGAUAA